GGGGGGGAAUUUCAGGUGUUUGAGGCUCCGCCCUGAAGGAGCAGAAGCAAAAUUUGGGGGAGAUUUGGGGUGUUUGGGGCUGUGCCCUGUUAGAGUGCCUCAGCCCCGAGGGGCCACCAUGAGGUUCAGGGUUUUUUAGGAGAUUUGGGGUGUUUGGGGCUAUGCCCUGAAGGAGCAGGGUCAGAGUUUUGGGGUGUUUAUUUGAGGAGAUUUGGGGUCUUUGGGACUCCAGCCCCAGGGACACACACAGACAUUUGGGGGCUUUUUUUGAAGCGUGUUUGGGGGACCAGCCCUGAGCACAGAGGAGGUUUGGGGUAUUUGAGGAGGAUUGAGGGUAUUUGGGGGCACAGCCCCAGGGACACACAGAGGUUUGGGGUGUUUCAGGAGAUUUGGGGGCACAACCCUGGGCACACACACAGAGAUUCAGGGUGUUUAUUUGGUGUUUUGGGGGGCACAGCCUCAGAGGAUUGAGGUGUUUCAGGAGGAUUUAGGGUGUUUGUGGGCACAGCCUUGGGCACACGCACAGAGGCUUGGGCUGUUUUUUGGGGGGUUUUUGGGGAGCACAGCCCUGGGCACAUAUACAGACGCUCAGGCUGUUUUUUCGGGGCACAGUCGUGAGUACAAAUAGAGAGGUUCAGGGUGAUUCAGGGAAUUCACACUCACAGAGGCCUGGACUGUUCCUCAGGGGGUUUUGGGGCUGUGUGUGAGCUGUUCUUCAGCCUGUUCCUCGAGGUGUUUUGGAGCUCUGUGUGGGCUGUUCUGGGGCUGUUCCUCGGGGUGUUUUGGGGCUGUGUGUGGGCUGUUCCUGGGGCUGCUCCUCGCGGUGUUUUGGGGCUGUAUGUAGGCUGUUCCUCGGGGUGUUUUGGAGCUCUGUGUGGGUUGUUCCUGGGGCUGUUCCUCAGGGUGUUUCGGGGCUGUGUGUGGGCUGUUCCUGGGGCUGCUCCUCGGGGUGUUUUGGGGCUGUAUGUAGGCUGUUCCUCGGGGUGUUUUGGAGCUCUGUGUGGGCUGUUCCUGGGGCUGUUCCUCGGGGUGUUUUGGAGCUCUGUGUGGGCUGUUCCUGGGGCUGUUCCUCAGGGGGUUUUGGGGCUGUGUGGGCUGUUCCUCGGGGUGUUUUGGAGCUCUGUGUGGGCUGUUCCUGGGGCUGUAUGUGAGCUGUUCUUCAGCCUGUUCCUCGGGGGUUUUGGAGCUCUGUGUGGGCUGUUCCUGGGGCUGUUCCUCGGGGGGUUUCGGGGCCGGUUGGGGCUCACGGCGGCGCUGUCCGGCGCAGGCGGGUCGCGAUGGUGAAGCUGUUCAUCGGGAACCUGCCGCGGGAGGCGACGGAGCAGGAGAUCCGCUCCCUGUUCGAGCAGUACGGCAAGGUGCUGGAGUGCGACAUCAUCAAGAACUACGGCUUCGUGCACAUCGAGGACAAGACGGCGGCCGAGGACGCCAUCCGCAACCUGCACCACCACAAGCUGCACGGCGUCUGCAUCAACGUGGAGGCCAGCAAGAACAAGAGCAAGGCCUCCACCAAGCUGCACGUGGGCAACAUCAGCCCCGCCUGCACCAACCUCGAGCUGCGCGCCAAGUUCGAGGAGUACGGCCCGGUCAUAGAAUGCGACAUCGUCAAGGACUACGCCUUCGUGCACAUGGAGCGGGCCGAGGACGCCGUGGAGGCCAUCCGGGGGCUGGACAACACCGAGUUCCAAGGCAAGCGGAUGCGCGUGCAGCUGUCCACCAGCCGGCUGCGGACGGCGCCCGGGAUGGGAGACAAGAGCGGCUGCUACCGCUGCGGGAAGGAGGGGCACUGGUCUAAGGAGUGCCCGGUCGAUCGCCCGGGGCAAGUGGCGGACUUUGCCGAGGCCUAUAACGAGCAGUACGGAGCCGUGCGCACUCCCUACACCGCGGGCUAUGGGGAGACCGUGUAUUACGAUGAGGCCUACGGCGGGAUGGCCGACUACUACAAGCGCUACCGCGUCCGCUCCUACGCCACGGCCUCGGCGUACGACGCCUACGCGGAGCAGACCAUGGCCCAGUACUCCCAGUACGCCCAGUACUCCCAAGUCCAGUCCUCGGCCAUGGCCGCCACCACGGCCAUGGCCGGCCGCAUCCCCACCACCUCCUUAGACGCGUACGACCGAGCGCUGCUGCCCACCCCGGGCGCGGCGGCCGCCGUCGCCGCCGCCGCCGCCACCGCCGCGGCCGCCGCCGCGUCCUCCACGUAUUACACCCGGGACAGGAGCCCCCUGCGCCGCACGGCCGCCGCGGCCAGCACCGUCGGAGAGGCGUACACGUACGAGCGUGGGCAGCUGUCGCCCGUCUCCUCGGUGGCCCGGGCGUCCCUCUACGACAUGCAGCGCUUCGGGCGGGACCCGUACGCGGACCGGGCGCGAUACUCCGCCUUUUGAGCCGGAGGUAAGAUUUGUGCGGCUGGACGUCGGGGUCCCGUCGCACGCCAACUCGGCGCCGCGCGUCUCGGGCCGCGCCGGGUGCCACCGCCGCCGCGUGCCGCUCCCGGGCCUGUUCCUUACGGACGCGCGGCUCGUCCUCAGCCCGGGCAGGAUUAGCUCAGCCCCUCCCCCAGCUUCCCCCGCCCCCCUGGGCAGGAUUUUGCUUUUCCAGGUAGUUUUGGGUCCCCACCCCAGGCUCAGGUGUGAGCGCGCAGCCGCAGCCGUCCCCCAGCGCCAGCUUUGCUUUGCUUCGCCGCCCCCUCGCUCCCCCGGAGCUCUUUCCGAGUCGUCGUUUUGCCUUUUUUUUUUCCUUUAUUUUUUAAGAGGGUGGAUAAUCCAGUGGUAGGUUUUUAGCCCAACGCUGUAGCUGACCGGAGGCCGCCGCGCCGCGCCGGCGGGGGUGGAACCCCCCGAGUGAUUUAGAGUCCCCCGACCCCACUUUCCGGUAAAAUAAAACUCAAAAUUUUUAACAAAA
Molecule: messenger RNA, 2904 nt
Organism: Onychostruthus taczanowskii (white-rumped snowfinch)
Lineage: Eukaryota; Metazoa; Chordata; Aves; Passeriformes; Passeridae
Product: RNA-binding protein 4B-like
Exons: 4
Coding region: 1278-2387 (369 amino acids)
Biological process (GO): mRNA splicing, via spliceosome
Cellular component (GO): cytosol; nuclear speck
Molecular function (GO): mRNA binding; zinc ion binding
Source: RefSeq, a predicted model, not a curated record